AUGCCAAUUACCACCGAACUAGAGCUUCGCCAAUUCCUCUCCUCGAAGGACAUACCCUGCCACGAGAUCGAAGUCGUUGCUGGAGGUUCAGCAAACUUCUGUUGGAGAAUCAAGACACUACUCGGAAGGCGAAGCAUCACCAAACAUGCGGAGCCCUUCGUCCGCAUCAUGCCUCAUAUACCACUACCUCUUGAAAGGAUGGAAUACGAGCACCUGGCCUUGACAGUUGUACCAAAUAUGGUUUCUAGGGAUGAGCACGUUCGCCUGCCACAAGUAUACAACUACUUUCCUGAAGAGCAUGUUAUAUACAUGUCUGAUGCGGGAUCAAAAGAUCUGAAAGAAAGCUACAAAAGGGACGACAACAUCGAUAUCCCUCUCCUAGGCCAGAGGAUAGGCGUUUGGCUAGCAAGGCUGCAUAAGGAGACUUCAGAGCCGGAAACGCUGGAAUUUGUCAAGACGAAGUUCGACAGUAAAGUUGCAAGGUCCGUCUUCCAGUACACCUACAAUGGCCUAGCCUCUGUCCUGAAACAACAUGGCCACGAUCCUGCUCUCGGAGAGCGUAUCAACGCCAAAUUCGGCUCCGAAACUGCUUCAGACAGAAUGUGUCUCUGCCAUGGUGAUUUUUGGCUAUCCAACAUUCAGCUCGAGAACCAGGAUCCUGCUAUCGAAGGAGGAGAAGCGGAAGACUCAAAGCUGCGGGCACCAGUGUUGACAAUCAUCGAUUGGGAGAACGUUCGUGUGGGAAAUGGCGCCACGGAUGUUGGGCGAUUUGCUGCAGACUCAUGGCUGCUCGAUCGCUUUCACGGCGACAAGGGAAUGUUCGAAGCUUUUCUAAAGGCAUAUCUAGCCGAGUGUCCAUUGAAUCAGCGUGACAAGAUCCGGCUUGUUGUGCACUUCGCUGUGCAUAUCGUCUUCUACUCGAGGAUGAGGUGGACGGAUGAGGAAGGCACGAGGCAACUCGUACAGAUAGGGAAAGCGAUGCUCGGGGCUGUUGAGACCGAAGAUUUAGAGAGCUUAAUCACAGGACCAUUGGGACAGCUGUUUAGUGAAUGA
Molecule: messenger RNA, 1053 nt
Organism: Coniosporium apollinis CBS 100218
Lineage: Eukaryota; Fungi; Ascomycota; Dothideomycetes
Exons: 1
Coding region: 1-1053 (350 amino acids)
Source: RefSeq, a predicted model, not a curated record